Molecule: messenger RNA, 681 nt
Organism: Papilio xuthus (Asian swallowtail)
Lineage: Eukaryota; Metazoa; Arthropoda; Insecta; Lepidoptera; Papilionidae
Exons: 4
Coding region: 45-632 (195 amino acids)
Source: RefSeq, a predicted model, not a curated record
UACCGCGGUUCGUGUUGCGUGACUCGGCCACUGGAUAUCUCAAAAUGGCUUAUAUUCUACGGCUAUCAAUUUUAGCGAUCGUAUAUCUAUACAUAGUCGAAGCCAAAUCCUACGACAAGCUGCCAAAUUGUCAAGAGUUCUCUAAAAAUGUUACGUUCAAAGAUUCUGAGGCGAUCGGUAUUUGGCACUUGUUGCAUUUUAAAACUGAGAAAACCAAAGGUUCUGGCGAAUCACAUUGCGUUGAAUUUACAAACUUCGGUGAACAGGAAAAAAAAGAUCUCCAAGAACGAAUUGGCCAGUAUGUAGAAAACAUGAAUUGGGAUAGAUUGCUAAUAAAGAUGCAGAUUCCUUGCUCCAGCGUAAAAUCUAACAAGACCAGAGAUUAUUAUUUGGAGAAACUCGAAGGUGAUGGCUCGUAUAGAACAUUGCAAAUGCCUUCCCCCACAGCAAAACUAGACCUAGCACAGUUCCACCGCUACCCAAUGCGUCUAAAGCUAGUGGAGGGUCAGUACUUGGCUAUGAUGGACUGCCACGAGAAGUUCGUGUUUCUGCUGGGCAAGCAACCGCCCACAGCUGACCUGGAUGACCGCAUCAAGAAAAUGAUCGACGCCUAUUGGCCUGACGAACUAUAAACUAAGAAUUUUGUUAAAAUAUAUAAUAUUACAAAUAUUUGUAUCAGCU